Messenger RNA from Aspergillus homomorphus CBS 101889, 1522 nucleotides. RefSeq names its product pseudouridine synthase PUS4. The transcript is spliced from 3 exons. NCBI's taxonomy places the organism in Eukaryota, Fungi, Ascomycota, Eurotiomycetes, Eurotiales, Aspergillaceae. Gene Ontology annotation, cellular component: mitochondrion. Gene Ontology annotation, molecular function: pseudouridine synthase activity; RNA binding. Gene Ontology annotation, biological process: tRNA modification; mRNA pseudouridine synthesis. The record is from RefSeq and is a predicted model, not a curated record. The coding region runs from base 62 to 1327 and encodes 421 amino acids.
GCGCGAUUGAAUAGCUUGAGAAUCAAGCCCCUCCAUCCUUUCGGUUUCUGUUGGAUCAUAGAUGGGUUGGCGACUGGGUGCUCGACUCUUCCGCCGCAGCAUGUCGGGAGAAAAGAUCUACGAGGGCGUUUUCGCCGUCAACAAACCCCAAGGCGUAACCUCCGCCGACGUCCUCCGCCACCUGCAAACGCACUUCCGACCAAGCGCGCUCUUCGCGCCCUGGCUCCGCGAUGAGCAACAGCGCCGCGCCAACGAGAACAACAACCAACGGCGGCGCCGCCGCACGCAGCGCCUAGACGUGAAGCUCGGCCACGGCGGCACGCUCGACCCGCUGGCGACGGGCGUGCUGGUCGCGGGCGUCGGCAAGGGCACCAAACACCUCGGCUCGUUCCUGGGCUGCACCAAGACCUACGAGACCGUCGUGCUCUUCGGCGCCGAAACCGACACCUACGAUGUGUUGGGCAAAGUCGUCCGUCGCGCGCCUUACGAGCACAUCACCCGCGAGGCCGUCGAGGCCGCCCUCGCUCGCUUCCGCGGGAAGAUCAUGCAGCGGCCCCCCAUUUACUCUGCGUUGCGGAUUAAUGGGAAGCGGCUCUAUGAGUAUGCGCGUGAGGGCGUCGAGCCGCCUGUUGAGAUUCAGGAGAGGCCUGUUGAGGUCUCGGAUUUGAGGGUCCUGGAGUGGUUUGAGCCUGGGUCUCAUGAGUGGAAGUGGCCUGAGGUUGAGGCGGAGGGUGAGGAGAAGGUUGUUGCCGAGAAGUUGUUGCGGAAGGAGGAUGAGGUUUUGGCGGCUGCUGGGUCCAAGGUGGAGGGUGCUGGGGAGGUGCCCGGUGAGGCGUCGGCGAAGCGCAAGGAUCCGCCUUCUCCUUCUUCUUCGCCGUUGGCGGAAGCUGAGAGUGCUAAGGCUGAGGAGGAUGCUGGCGCUGCGGAGCAGGAAGCUGGCGCUCCCGCAGCCAAGAAGGUGAAGGUCUCCGAGGACGGAGAAGCCGUGUCUGCCGCGCAGGCGGAGGAGGCGCCGGCGGCAAUGGCGACGAGCACCCCCGAGACGAAAGAGGAAGCCCCUGCUCGCCCCCAGCCGGCCGCCGUCAAGAUCACCAUGACCGUCUCGUCCGGCUUCUACGUCCGCUCUUUGGCGCACGAUCUGGGCAAGGCCGUCGGCAGCUGCGCCCUCAUGACCUCCCUCGUCCGCUGUCGCCAGGCUGGCUUCGAGCUCGAACCCGAGAAGGUGCUCGAGUACAAGGAUCUCGAGGCCGGCGAAGACGUCUGGGGUCCCAAGAUGAAGCGGUUCCUGGAGGACUGGGAGAAGAAGAGAGUCGCCGGGCAAGUUUGAAAAGAUUUGCCGAGAAAGAAGAAAGAAGAAUGCCGCUGAAGAAGAGGGCAAGCAAGGAAACUAUCUGAUACAAUCUUGCACUUCGGGAUCUGGCGUUUAAUGGAAGGGAUGAAUGAUUUGUUCUUGUAUUCAUAAACCUCAAUUUGGCCUGGCCGCAGCUGCAGAGUGAAAAAGCUAAGCGUACAUAGAGCCGAA